Gavialis gangeticus (Gharial) is the source of this 4625-nucleotide messenger RNA. It is a transcript of the gene NTNG1, whose product is annotated as netrin G1. Bases 510 to 2087 code for a protein of 525 amino acids. Gene Ontology annotation, molecular function: cell-cell adhesion mediator activity. The transcript is spliced from 10 exons. Lineage: Eukaryota; Metazoa; Chordata; Crocodylia; Gavialidae. The record is from RefSeq and is a predicted model, not a curated record.
GGCGGACGGACGAGCCGGGGAUGCGGCUCGCGGGUCCCGGGCAGCAGAGGUGUUGGUGCCAGAAGAAAAGAAUGAUUGAUGAGAAACAGACACCAGGCUGUAGACACUCAUCCUUUUGCUUCAAAUACUGAUUUAUCAGUGUGUCUGGGCAUCCCUUGUGAGCUGUGAACACGGAGGAUCACUCAGGGUUAUCGACAGUACAGCUGAAGACCUGCAACUUUGCUAAAAUAUUAUCUGCUUUUGGACAUCUUUCACAAGAAGCCCUGAUAGAUAUGUUUUAAGACAAAGGACAAGCUGCACAUUUCUGUGAAAGGCUAUCAUUUGAGUAUGUUAGGCUUCCACCAAAGUCUUCAACCUAGUAAAGCAAGCACCGUAUCCUAAUACUUCACAUUUGAUUUGGAACCUGUUUUAUAACAUACAGGCAUACAUGCAUAUAUAUGUAUAAUUCAUAGACUGUACUAAAAUCAACACUGGUUAUAAUUACCAAGGCAAUUUAAAAGGAUUCAGAGAUGUAUUUGUCAAGAUUCCUGUCACUUCACGCCCUUUGGGUUACUGUAUCUUCAGUGAUGCAACAUUAUCCUUCAGUGUGGGGACAUUAUGAUGUAUGUAAGACUCAGAUAUAUACAGAAGAAGGGAAAGUUUGGGAUUACAUGGCCUGUCAACCUGAAGCCAGAGAUAUGAUCAAAUAUGUGAAAGUGACCCUGGAUCCCCCUGAUAUAACAUGUGGAGAUCCUCCUGAAACUUUCUGUGCAAUGGGGAAUCCCUACAUGUGCAAUAAUGAAUGUGAUGCAAGUACACAAGAGCUGGCACAUCCACCUGAACUAAUGUUUGAUCUUGAAGGAAGACAUCCCUCCACAUUUUGGCAGUCUACAACUUGGAAGGACUACCCAAAGCCUCUCCAUGUUAACAUUACCCUCUCCUGGAACAAAACCAUUGAAUUAACAGAUAACUUAGUUAUCACCUUUGAAUCUGCACGUCCAGACCAAAUGAUCCUGGAGAAAUCACUUGACUAUGGGCGAACAUGGCAACCCUACCAGUAUUACGCUACAGACUGCUUAGAUGCUUUCCAUAUGGAUCCAAAAUCAGUGAAGGAUUUAUCACAGCACACAGUUCUAGAAAUCAUUUGCACAGAAGAAUAUUCAACUGGGUACAUGACAAAUAGUAAAAUAAUCCACUUUGAAAUCAAAGAUAGGUUUGCAUUUUUUGCUGGACCUCGGCUUCAUAAUAUGGCUUCCCUGUAUGGCCAGCUUGAUACAACCAAGAAGCUAAGAGAUUUCUUUACUAUCACAGACCUGAGGCUAAGAUUGUUAAGGCCAGCCACUGGAGAAAUAUAUGUAGAUGAGCAACAUUUGGCACGCUACUUUUAUGCAAUCUCUGACAUAAGGGUAUAUGGAAGGUGCAAGUGUAACCUUCAUGCCACUAGCUGUAAAGAAGAAAACAAAAAAUUGUUUUGUGAAUGUGAGCAUAACACUACAGGCCCGGACUGUGGGAAAUGCAAGAAGAAUUAUCAGGGCCAACCUUGGAGCCCUGGCUCAUAUCUGCCUAUACCUAAAGGCACAGCCAAUAUCUGUAUUCCCAGUAUUUCCAGUAUUGGUAAUCCUCCAAAGUUUGAUAGGAUAUGGCCGAAUAUUUCUUCCCUUGAGGUUUCUAAACCAAAUCAAGUUGCUCCCAAAUUAGCUUUGUCAACUGUUUCUUCUGUUCAAGUUGCAAACCACAAGAGAGACUGUUAUUGUAACCCUUUUGGUUCAGUCCAUGAUCGCUGUAAUGACACAGGAUUUUGUGAGUGUAAGAAGGGGACAUCAGGGCCUAAGUGUGAUAAGUGUCUGCCGGGAUAUAUCUGGCACAGCUUGGGCUGUCAACAAAAUGUAUGCGACAACGAACUACUACAUUGCCAGAAUGGAGGAACAUGCAUCAACAACGUGCGAUGCCAGUGCCCUCCAGCUUAUACUGGCAUUUUAUGCGAGAAGUUGAAGUGUGAAAGGGAUCCAGGAGGCUGCAACCAAAAUUCGGCCCAGAGGGCAAUAUCACAUGGCCCUCUAUUACUGCUGACUGCUCUACUAGGAGUAACUGGACUUUUCAUAUUCUAGACCCCAUAUGGUCGAUGGCAUCGUUGUUCAGACUGCUUCAAAUGGAAUGUGCCACAUGAAAGAAAUAUAGAAUCCAAGCAUUUGCUACUAAAAUAAAAAAGAAACAGAAAAAAAACCACAUAUAAAGUAAGAAGGCCUAACUGAACUAAGCCAUAUUAAUUAAUUGUGGACAGCGCUCUGAGUCAAGACUGUUAAUUUCUGACUCAAGACAAGUUGGCAGCUGCCAAUUCUAUUACUGCAAAUCACAAUGCCAGCUGCAAAGCUUACACAGGAUUGAAAACGCUUUGACAGCCCCCAAAAUGGAAAAUAAAAACAUUUGCUACUCCAAUAUGGUGCGCUACUGUACCUCUGCCCAGUGUGUGGACCAACCAAAUAGAGGCAUUCUUUGCUGUCAGUGCAUUGUGGGUAUAAGGAAAUCUGUUCAAGCUGCCAUAUUGGCCUGCUUCAAUCCCUGAAUCCUUUCCAACCUGUGCUUUAGUGAACGUUGCUCUGUAACCCUUGUUGGUUGAAAGAUUUCUUUGUCUGAUGUUAGUGAUGCACACGUGUAACAGCCCCCUCAAUAAAACUCAAGCCAGUCAUAUCCUUGUAUAUCUUAGCAGCACUGCAUCAUUAAGAUGCUGUGUUCACCUAUUGUACAAGAGUGGCUAUAGGACAAAAGUGUAUUUAUCCUUUUGUAUUCAAAUGAAGUUAUUUUUCUUGAACUAAUGUACAAUGUAGAUUUUUUGUAUUAUUGCCAAUUUGUGUUACCAGACAAUUUGUUAAUGUAUUUAAUUCUAAUCAGAUAUGAAAAAAUAUUAGUUUUUAUUUGGUCCUUUUUUUCCUUUCAUUUAAUUGUGCAGAGAUUUCUCUGUAUGGGCAACGUGCUGGCAUCAAAGAAUAUCAGUUUACAUAUAUAACAAGUGUAAUAAGAUUCCACCAAAGGACAUUCUAAAUGUUUUCUUGUUGCUUUAACACUGGAAGAUUUAAAAGAAUAAAAAUUCCUGCAUAAACAAUUUCAGGGGAUUUGCAUUGCUGUUUUUUAAAGACUAUUUAAAGGAAACGCUUUCCUUGAUCAUUUUACCAUCUUCUAUAUGAAUAAAAUGUAAAUUAAAAGGUAGAAUGCAGUUUGCAGUGAAGUCUAACACUUUUUUUUCUUUUGCAAACCAACCCAAAAAUAUCUAGAUAUUUAGAAAAAUGUACAAAACUCCAAGGACCACCCCACCACACAGUAUUUAAGCUCCCAGCUCCUACCAUUAUUCUCUCAGGUCAUCACUGUUAUUAUCCCAAGGCUACUUUUUCAAAGUAUUAGGGAGGAUUGUGGGUUUAUUUUUAUUAUUUUUUUAUUCAUGCAGCUUUUGGAUUGACAGUAAUGAAGAACUUAUAGUCAUGGCUUAAAUUGGUAUCUCCUAAAGCUUCAUUAAAAUGAAAUGUUUAUAUAUGUACAAUACAAGUCUGCCUCAGAAAAUGCAAAAGCAGCAGCAAUCACAAAAAGGGAGUUUGGUGAUUUCACUUUUAAUAAAGUCAAAUUUAGCACUUAGAGGGAGUGUCAAAAUAUACAGCAGCAAGUAGAUAAAAAGUGCUGCUCCAGCAAAUAAAGUUUGUUUUAAGUAUUGCCUAAGGUGUAAUAAAUUCUUGGUUUUGCCUGUUAUUAGGCCAAUUAGUGUGUGUGACAACAAGAGAGAGAGAGAAAAGUUGUGGCAACGCACACCACAGCAGUGUUUCAAAGACAAAGAAAAUCAAAAAGUAAUAACAGCACGUGUUCAUUUCCAAACAAUAUUUGACAUGUGCAGUGUAAAUAUUUUACCAAUAGUAAUAGCCUAUGAAAGAAAACAAUUAAUCUACACAGGCAGCAUUUUUAAGAUCAAUAUAUUCUACCUGGACUCUUGUUCCUUCAUGUUGGAUAGACUACAGUUUUGUAAACUAAAUUAUUUUGAUAGCUUCCCUACUGCGAAGUAAAAUAAAAACCAGUAAACUAAUAGUUUUCCAGUAAACUAGUAAAUACCCAUAGAAAUGCUGGGGCAGGGAGGGAGAACAUUUUUCUCAGUUUUGUUUCUAAAAGAGCCCAUACGAAGGGUGUCAAUACAAGUAAACAGAUAAUACUUGUUCAGGCUAACAUCCUAGCCCUGCCUGUGGAACAUUUGUUACUCAUACUGACAUUUUCUUUCGGUGUGCUGUAUAAGAUACUUAAUCACGGGUUUGGCCAUGUGCCAGGAUUGCCUACAUAAAAUUGUAGAUUUACAGUAGAAGCAUACCCACGACAAUAAACAGAAAAUUAUAUUGCAGUCUCACUGCAGAAUAUAAAUGCAAAUACAGGUGGCAUACAGAGCUGAAGAUUACUUAUAAUUAAGUGGAUUUCUAAUUUAAAAUGUGGAAUUUAAGUUGUCUUAAAGUUUAUUAGUACAGACCAAAUGUAGACCAUGUCAUUAUUAGAAAGGAUGCACUUUAACUGUCAUUAUGCACUUGAGAUUUUGUAAAAGUUCUCAGAAGACAUGUUUUGCACGUUUGCUUAUGAGAGACUCUGCCACCCAAUGCUAAAGUAAAAUGAAUAUCAUACCUUAA